CCUCAGCGGAUCAACUGCCUCUUGACUCACCUACUUUCUUCGUUCCGUUCACCGUGCUUGUUGUGCUCCUCGACCUGCCUAGCAACGUCGUAUGACCACUGACCCUCACAGAUAAACAACAUUGCAGGGCAUCCCAUAAAUUGCUUGCGGUCGAGCCUGGCUGCUAGGCCCAGCCAUUCUCGCACCGUUUUAGCUCCGGCCUCCGAUUGCAAUCAACCCCCUCUUCCCCAAAACCACCUAUCGCUGCAGAUACAAUAAACUUGCCUACCUAAUUUACCUACCUACCUACCCAAGGUCUAAGGGGCCAUGUUUGCACGCGGCAGCUCCAAGGAGCGAAACUCCACAAGGAAGGUGACGCCGCCGUCACCUUCCUACAUGUCAAACGAACAGUUCGCUGCCUAUCUCGCAGGUCUUCGCACCAACCGUGUCAACAGGCCAGCAGGUGCCCGUCCUCCCCCGGCCUCCAAAUAUGACGCUCUUGGCUCGUCUACUACUACUACUACUACCCGGCCUUCCAUCGAUGCUCCUUCACCCUCCGCAUCGACUUUGCCUCCGCAGCACCAGCGGACACAGUCAGACACUGUGAGUGUCCUGGCCUCCGCAAGCCGCCCUUCCAUCGUUCCCAGCGUUUCGUCAUACUCGAGCAAGGCCCGCGGAAAGGACUAUUAUCCGGACCGCCCUGUGCAACCACUGAAGCCGUCGGAAAUCGUUCCCAGCGCAACCUACAUCGAGCGUGGACAGAGGUGGAUGGAGAAAGAGGAGGCUUUCUCGCUACGCCGAGCCAUGGAAGAUAUGGACCUCAAAGAAUCGCCCCAGGAGGAAAAGGAGGGCGCGGCGGAGAGCGAUGACGACAAGCGGAUCUAUGGUGCAGCUCUCGACGAAGCCGCCGAACUGGUAUGGCAGCACCAGAAUCCGGAAAAGAUGCCGCAGCCGGGAGCGCCCUACCAAUACCGACCACACUUGCGCAAGAACAGUUACGCACAUGCCCGCACCGCUAGUGUCGGUAGGUAUGGCACUGACGUCACGCCAACUGGUCUUGCUCGGGGUCGCCUCUCAGGCUCGCUAUCUGGUAGCUCAACCGAGGUGGACAGCCCCGGGCCGGUUUUGGGUCGUCCGUCGUUUUCCUCAUCUCGCCCGGCGUCCAACAUGGGACCAAGCGGUGAUGCGACACAACCCGCCGCGGCGUCGGAUAGUAAUCACAAAUCGUAUGGCGAUAUCCCGGCCGAGCCUUCUUCUGUUCCAGGAGGGCGCUCCAGAAGCAGACAGAAGAGGAAGAUGAGCAACGAGGCGCAAAGACCUUUCUCCGGCGACCAGAUUUGGGAAGAACCGGACAACGAGACUUCUGACGGGCCCCGAGCUUCUGUGUCAGACGAUGUUGUUAACCCCCUGAAACCAAAACCAAAGGAACCCCUCAACCGUCUCCAGUUCACCCGUAGGGGUGCUGCUGGGUUGAAAACUGGGCCUGCCCCUCCCUCACCCGAGAAGGUAGUCUCCAAGUACGAGAUACACCGAAACCCCCCAAGCCAGUCUCGAAAUCCUCUUUACACAACCAAUUCCCGCGCCGCCACGCCGCCUGCCCCGCGCGAAGACGUGCCUCGUAAGCACGGCAUGGAGAUCCGCAGCGACGACAUCAAGGAGGCAACGAGCAUGAAGCUGAAAGACCGCAGCCCCAAGCUUCCUACGCCCUCUGCAGUCAGCGAUAGACCCGGUAGACCUAUCGUAAGCUUUGAAAGAAAUUGGAAGCCCCAAGGGGAGGCUACUGACGGAAAGUCAGAAGAGUCGACUUUCGGGCGGGGGGGUGCCAAGCACCCAUCGUCCCUCGUCCCGGGCGGGCUCCGCAAACAGCAGCCGCAGCAACAAACCCAAGCGAUCCCUUCUAUCUCUGUUACGGACGGCUCUGCGGCCUCGCCGGCCGCGUCGUCUUCGCCUACACGCCGCCCACAACCCCCUCCGCCCUCUAUUAAAGUCGAUGGGCCUUCUAUCCCCGUGAUUUCGGUCGGCGAUUCUUCCUCGUCGGCCCCUCCUACUAUUGUGGUUGAGCCCGAUGGAGCGGACGACGGUCCUAGCAUACCUGUAAUCGUAACGCCCGACGAUAGCAGCGCCAACACCGGCGGGGCCUCUCGUCGUCCGCUCCCCACACCGCAACCUGGGGCGCCUCGUGUCCGGCAAGCGGCGCGACCCCACGGACACUGGUCUUCCGCUUCGAAGCCGGCCGGUAGCCGCGCUACCGCUCGCUGCCACGAGUGCGGUGACUUUAUCGAGGGCCGUUUCGUGUCCCUUGCCGGCACGUCGGAGCGGUUCCACCCGCGGUGCUUCACCUGCUACACCUGCGGCACCUCCCUCGAGGCGCUCGAGAUCUCUCCGGAGCCGGAUAACCACCGCGAGGCACGCCUCGAACGCAUCGCCCGCCGCGCCGCGGGUGAGAUGCUCCCCGAGGAGCCCGGCCAGACCAUGGCCGAGGACGGCGACGACCGCCUCCGCUUCUUCUGCCACCUCGACUGGCACGAGCUGUUCGCGCCGCGCUGCAAGCACUGCAAGACGCCCAUCAUGGGCCAGCACGUGGUGGCGCUGGGCGCCCACUGGCACUUUGGCCACUUCUUCUGCGCCGAGUGCGGCGACCCGUUCGAGAAGGGCAUGACGCACAUCGAAAAGGACGGCUACGCGUGGUGCGUGUCCUGCCAGACGAAGCGCACCGAGCGCCGCGCCCCCAAGUGCCGCAAGUGCCGGACCGCCGUCAUCGGCCAGUACGUCCGCGCCCUCGGCGGCGAGUGGCACGACGAGUGCUUCCGCUGCGCCACCUGCAACGGCGCCUUCGAUGACGGCCAGAUCUUCCCCAUGGAGGGCCGCGGCGCGCCGGGCGAGACCGUGGUCCUGUGCACGCACUGCAUGGAGAGGGAGUUGAAGGCGUGAGGAGCGUCAUGUUGUUCAUGGAAUGCAAAGCGUGGGCGUUGAUUUUGAUGUAGUUUCGGGGCCAUGUCUUACCAGUUUGUCGGCCAGAUCCGGAGUUUGUUUGCAAUUUCUUGUAGGUCUGGGUUUGUAGGUGCAUCGUAGGAAAUCAUUUGCCUGGCGUUUUCAGACAUAACU
Molecule: messenger RNA, 3084 nt
Organism: Chaetomium fimeti
Lineage: Eukaryota; Fungi; Ascomycota; Sordariomycetes; Sordariales; Chaetomiaceae
Exons: 2
Coding region: 307-2910 (867 amino acids)
Cellular component (GO): Z disc; nucleus
Molecular function (GO): transcription coregulator activity
Source: RefSeq, a predicted model, not a curated record